UGGAGAUGGAGGACUCUUCCCAGUAAACUAACACUGACCUUUGUAGUGCUGGAGUCUUUCUCUGUCUUGCAGUUCAGCUUAUUGAGAGAAUCCAGCAGAGUGACUAAAUUUUGCCUUCUUGGAGAAACUGCUCGAACAAUGCUCUCUUCCAGAGACCACCAUGGGAAUGGAGAAACUGAGGCAAAAAGAGGAGUCUGCGGCUUAUCUGGGUAGUCUAUAUCUAUUCACUGAAAGGUUGCUCCUCUCCACGUGGCAUUUGUUCCUCUACCUGCCCUCACCCUUUGGUCUCUCUUUGAUGGUUAUCAACAGCUUUUCCUUAAGAUUUCAUCCCACUCCCUGACAGCCUAACAAAAGCCUCAAUAAGACCAGAGGCGGCAGACUGCUUAUCAAGAUGUCCUGGCUGUCACCUCUCUGCUCCAUUGUCAUUGCAGAUGGCAAAACGACACAGCUGGGUUUGCACCCGGAGAAAUGACUGCUGUCAGAGAUCAUCACCAGGGGAAUCUGCAAUCAGGUCUGAAGAUGUUUUAAUGCUAAGGGUUCAAUACGACUUAGAAGAAGAUCUCCAGUGGAUCAAGCCAGGAUCUUCUUUGUCCUUGUGGGGAGAGAAUUAAAUAGGGCUGGAAGAAGGAGUAAAAGGAACAGGAGCUGGAGCCAGAGAGGUAAAGCAGCAGCCAGGCAUCUAUCGCCCAGGGAUGUGUAUACCUGGCAACCAGGGAAGAUAGGACCCCUUUGGAGUGUGCAGCUGCUGCAGCAUGAACCCCCUAAGCUGAUGAGCCUUGUUAUAGACUUGUUUGCAGAAGACAGCACGUUCCAGUUCACCUCCAAAGAGACAAGGGGAGCUAGAGGCUGUCCCUGGGGCACGCCUCUGCUCUCCCCUUUCCAGCUGAAGCCCUGGGAAGGGCUGAAUCACUGCCACCUCAGUGUACAUGCACGACACCACGUGUACUGUUUGUCCUCUGGCUUUGUGCUUAUAAAUAUCUCAGAAAGCCUUGAUACAUGGUCAUGGCACUUCCUCAAUGACACGGACAGACUGACAGGCAGGACGAAGCAGGGCUCUCCUGUCUCCUGAGAGAUCAAGGGCCAACAGAACCUGCAGGGUUCAGCAUCAUGCUGGCAUUGGGCAUUGGCCAGUGGUGGAGAAGCAAGCUUUCCCUGAGGUGGAGACAGCUUUCCUGGAUUGCCUGCUGGAUUUCCCUGUAUGCUGCAGAGACUCUCCCCGCCUGCCCCUUCUCCUGUAAAUGUGACAGCCGAAGUCUGGAAGUGGAUUGCAGUGGCUUGGGGCUCUCCACGGUGCCUCCAGACGUGCCUGCUGCGACCCGUACCCUUUUACUCUUGAACAACAAGUUGAACAUUCUGCCUAGUUGGGUUUUCUCCAAUCUGUCAAGCCUUCAGAGGCUGGAUCUGUCCAAUAACUUCCUGGACCAGCUGCCUCACGCUGUAUUUGGGGACCUGGUGAACCUAACUGAGCUUCAACUUCGAAAUAACAGCAUAAGGACCCUGGACAGGGAUCUCCUACAGCACGCGCCCCUCCUCAGACACCUGGACCUGUCCAUCAAUGGCCUGGCGCAGCUGCCUCCUGGCCUCUUUGACGGACUCCUGGCCCUUCGGUCUCUCUCACUCCGCUCCAACCGCUUGCAAAACCUCGACCGGGUGACAUUUGAACCUCUAGUGAGCCUGCAGCUGCUUCAGGUUGGGGACAACCCCUGGGAAUGCGACUGUAACUUGCGAGAGUUCAAGCACUGGAUGGAAUGGUUCUCCUAUCGUGGGGGACGCCUAGACCAGCUGGCCUGUACCAUGCCCAAAGAGCUGAGAGGUAAAGACAUGCGAAUGGUUCCCAUGGAGAUGUUCAACUAUUGCUCUCAGCUGGGGGAGAGCAGUUCAGCUGGGUUGGAAGUGUCUGGGCCUCCCUGUACCAAGGCCAGCCUAGAGCCUGUUAAACCCAAGCCUGGGGCUGAGCCAGAACCCGAGCCCAGCACAGCCUGCCCCCAGAAACAGCGAUAUCGGCCAGUCAGUGUCCGUCGAGCCAUUGGUACUGUCAUUAUUGCUGGUGUGGUCUGUGGUAUUGUCUGUAUCAUGAUGGUUGUGGCUGCUGCCUAUGGCUGCAUUUAUGCCUCCCUCAUGGCCAAGUAUCACCGGGAGCUAAAGAAACGCCAGCCCCUGAUGGGUGACCCAGAGGGUGAGCAUGAAGAUCAGAAGCAGAUCUCCUCUGUGGCAUGAGACCUCCCUACCCCCAUCUGGCCUCAAUAGGAAGGGCUGGGAAAGAAAGCCAGGGACUUUUAGCAAGCCCCUCUCUUAGGAAACUCUCCAGCACUCCUUCCUCUCCAUCCUGAGUUUCUGUUGUUCAGUUCCUGUCUCAGUCUGAACACAGAACACUGCUUGCCUCAAUCCCACCUUCCUCCCAUGCCCUUCCAGGCAAAGAAACCACAGCCCAGCUGCCUCAAAGAACAAGAGUCCUUGCAAUUUCUCUGGAAACUCUCCCGGUUCGCUCCCUCAUCAGACAUUUGUGGAUAUGUUCCAAAGGUUUUGGCUGAUGGGAAGAGCAGAUGAGGGCAGAGAAGAAGGUGAAGAAGGGAGGCCUUUAGAAUUAUCCUUCCUCUCUCUUCUGGGUGAAGCUAUGGCUGUGAUUCUUUCAGUAUUUUGCCUUCAAGAUGCUGGAGGAAGGGAGUCAUGGGAAUGGGGGUCAGAGGAAGAUUUCUGCUAAUCCUUCUUUUAGGGCUGGAAAGAUAUGUUUAACCUCCCUUCAAGGCAAAAGCUGGUUCUACCUUUUAGGCUCUGGUACAGCCACAGGAAUAAACCUACCCUACUCUUAUCAAUACAACUAUAUGAGUAUAGAAAUACUUCUUACACUGCAAACGUAGUUACGACCCUUAAAUCUGGCAUAAUCUCAUUGCCCCUGAAUUCGCAAACUCACAUGCUCAUAGCAAUAUCCAUAAAACUAUAUUGAUUUAGGAGUCUACACAACGGACAGAUUCAUGCAUACACGUUCACACAAAGAUACCGAUACCAGGAAUCUUAGUGAAGCUGAGAUGUCACUUUCCUCACAACAGAUAGUCAGCUGUUCAACUGUAGAAUUUCCUGCUUACUGCAGCCUUCUACAGCCAAUGGGGGAAAGAAACCCAAAUCCAACAGCACAAGGAUUCUUUUGCUAUCUGCUAAAGUGGGAUAAAGUAUUGUUUCUGGACCAGACUGCCUAUUGCCAUGGUAACCAGCUCAAACCUAGCAUGUUGGAUAUUCUGGGGACACCUGCCCCAGAGGCCUCAAAGCUAUAGUGCUUGUGGCUGGUGCAAUACUAGGAACUCAGACUCAUAUCACAGAAUGCUUACUCAGUUCACAGCCUCCACAGAGAACACUGCUAGGCACAGUUAGGACACUCACCUCUGCGUACUGCAACCCAGUUUCCCCUCUAGAGUCUGAGUUCUGAGGAAGGAAACUAGCAUGUUUUUACUUAAUAUAUGCUCUAAUGUGUGGUUUUGGGUAAAGUUGCAGAGCUGGAUCAUCCUUGGACAGUACUAUUUGGCCUGGUCACCCCCUUUUGUGGGGGGAAGCAGGGGCAUGAAACUGGGAAAGUGAGUGUCGGGCAGAGAGAAUAAUGUUCCUCCCUGAAGCUCACUACCAGCCAGAGUGCCCCACAGGGAUAUUCCCCUUACAAUCCCUUCUGGGGCUUGGAGAAUGAUGAAUUCCUUUUCCAGGUCUAGGUAAGCAAGGGUCCACUGGGGAAUUUGCCUGCUUGGUCCUGUUCCCCAGAGUCUUUAAUUACAGCUAAACUGAGGACCAGAAUCUGAGCCAGGAAACUACAGAUUUGGAUUCUAAAUGUAGCCAAUAGUAAUGGUAUAUAUAUACUAUACUAAGGGGGUAUGAGUAGAGUGGGAAUGGAAGAGGAAGGUCAUGGAGGAAUUGUGGGAACCCUAGUAUUUCUCCCUGGUUUUCCUCUUCUUCCUUCUUUCUUCUUCCUUCUCAUUAUGAGUUUGAUGGCAGGUGAUGUUUUCAUCAUGCCCUGGGAAUACCUUGGUCUGCUCUUUUCAGGUCAGUGGUUUCCCAAGGAACAGCAGAGGGGCUAGAAGGCACCCAACUGGUUUCUGUUUCUAAUGGGCUGUCUUAGGAGGACAACACAGGGAAGAAGUGCAGCUAAAGCACAGGCAUGAAGAGGGAUGGGGAGAGAUGGAAGGGUAUGACUGGGCUGGUCCUGGUUGCCUUUCUCCCACUUCCUCAAUUCCCCCUUUGGGAAAAAAGGGAAUGAGAUAUAAGGUGGGUGGGAAAGGCAUCUUUGAGAAGCUGCUUCCCCCAACUAAAUUGGGGAGUGGAUACCAUUGGCAUAAGCCCAAAAGGUCAAUCCUUCCCUUGGGUAGGUGGGCCUUCCCUCUUCUUUAUAGGCUGGCAGUAGAACUGGUUGUUGUUAUUGUUUUUAAUGGGGGUGGAGGGGUGGGGGAGGGGACUCAAAAUGGUGGUGUCUUCAGCACAAGGCAGGAGAUUUUUAAAGGCAAAAUUAUAUUUCUUGU
Molecule: messenger RNA, 4496 nt
Organism: Phascolarctos cinereus (koala)
Lineage: Eukaryota; Metazoa; Chordata; Mammalia; Diprotodontia; Phascolarctidae
Source: RefSeq, a predicted model, not a curated record